UAAACUACCAAAAGUAUCAAAAGCAAUUAACCUAUAAAAUUAACCUUGUUUUUCAUAACUUUAAAUUCUUGGUCACGCGUCUGUUUUUAUUAUUCGUUGAGUAAUUAUGGUAAAUAUUAACGAAAGCCAAAUUCGAGACAUCGGUAAAGUGUUAAAUGAUGUUAAGAGACCUUUAAAAGAGAGAUUUCGAGCAUUGUUUACUUUGAGAAAUAUCGGUGGUUCUACUUCGAUAGAAUGUAUUGGACAAUGUUUUGCUGAUAGUUCUGCCCUUUUGAAGCAUGAAUUGGCUUAUUGUUUAGGACAAAUGCAAGACGAAUCUGCUAUUGAUCUGUUAAUUAAGGUUUUACAAGACACUGGUCAAGAGCCCAUGGUUCGACAUGAAGCAGCUGAAGCCCUGGGUGCUAUUGGAUCUAUUAAGGUUAUCCCAGUUUUGGAAAAAUAUGUAAAUGAUCCUGUUAUAGAAGUUGCUGAAACAUGCCAAUUGGCUUUAGAUAGAAUAAAGUGGUUGAAUAGUAAGGAAAAUACGGAGAAAAGUUUAUCAAAAAAUCCCUACAAUUCGGUUGAUCCUGCUCCACCUAUGAAUGUUGAAGAUGUGAACAAGUUAAAGGAUGUUCUUCUGAAUCAUGAAAGUCUUUUUGAACGCUAUAGAGCAAUGUUUGCAUUAAGAAAUUUAAGAACAAAGGAAUCUAUUGAAGCACUAGCAUUAGGAUUGAAGCAAGGUGGUGCUUUGUUUCGUCAUGAAAUAGCUUUUGUGUUAGGACAACUUCAAGAUGAGUUAAGUGUACCAUAUUUAAUCGAAUCAUUAGAAGAUUCUUCUGAAAAUGAGAUGGUGAGACAUGAAUGUGCAGAGGCAUUAGGUGCAAUUGCCACAGAGCAGUGUUUUGAAAUUUUACAAAAAUAUUUACAAGACAAAAAACAAGUGGUUAAAGAAAGUUGUGAAAUUGCUUUAGACAUGUGUGAGUAUGAGAACAGCCCAGAAUUCCAGUAUGCUAAUACUUUCCAGAUUGUUGAUCAAUUAAAUUAAUAAUAAUUAUAAUAAACACAAAGGUAAUAAAUUUAAUUACUAAUGGAUUUACCAACAUGGAUGUGAUUAAUAAAGAACGUUUUCAAAAGA
Messenger RNA from Agrilus planipennis (emerald ash borer), 1114 nucleotides. RefSeq names its product deoxyhypusine hydroxylase (gene nero). The coding region runs from base 107 to 1024 and encodes 305 amino acids. Gene Ontology annotation, molecular function: deoxyhypusine monooxygenase activity. The record is from RefSeq and is a predicted model, not a curated record. The transcript is spliced from 2 exons. Gene Ontology annotation, biological process: peptidyl-hypusine biosynthetic process. Lineage: Eukaryota; Metazoa; Arthropoda; Insecta; Coleoptera; Buprestidae.